AUGGCGCUCUCACAAUCUGCGGGAAAUUCUACCAAUGCGUCCUUCAAGGACAAGGAGAAGCCAAUGGCUGUGCGGGCUGCAAAUAUUAUGGCUGCGAGAGCUUUGGCCGAUGCAGUACGGACAUCCCUCGGUCCUAGAGGAAUGGACAAGAUGAUCCAGUCAGGGCGUGGGGAGACAAUAAUUACAAACGACGGUAGCACGAUGUUGAAGAGCAUGGCAGUUAUGCACCCUUCGGCGAAGAUGUUGGUCGACCUUUCAGCAGCGCAGGAUGUCGAGGCAGGAGAUGGAACGACUUCGGUUGUAGUAAUUUGUGGAAGUCUACUCGGGGCUGCGGAUAGGUUACUCGGAAAGGGCAUACAUCCAUCAGUCAUCGCAGAGGCUUUCCAAAGAGCAGCAGCAGCAGCAGUACAGGUCCUCCAUGAUAUGUCACAUCCAGUCUCUCUAAACGAUACGACCGCCCUCCUCCAAGCAGCUACCACCUCUCUUUCCUCCAAAAUCGUCUCGCAACAUUCGAACAUCUUGGCUCCUAUGGCUGUGAAUGCAGUUACAAAGACCAUCGAUAUCAAGACUGCGGAUAACGUCGACUUGAAGAACAUUCGCAUAUUGAAAAAGGUUGGAGGAACGAUCGAGGACACUGAGAUGGUAGAAGGUUUAGUGUUGGAGCAGCCAGUUCUCAAGAGCGGUGGUGGCCCAGUCAGAAUGGAGAAGGCCAAAAUUGGUCUUAUCCAGUUCCAACUUUCUCCUCCCAAGCCAGACAUGGAAAAUCAAAUCGUUGUCAACGACUAUCGCCAAAUGGACAAGAUCCUGAAGGAAGAGCGCACCUACCUCCUCAACAUGGUCAAGAAGAUCAAGAAGGCAAAGUGCAAUGUUCUCUUCAUUCAAAAGUCCAUCCUCCGUGACGCCGUCAAUGACCUCUCCCUCCACUUCCUCGCCAAACUCAACAUUCUCUGCAUUAAAGAUAUUGAGCGUGACGAGGUCGAAUUUAUAUGCAAAUCCACCGGCUGCAAGCCCAUUGCCGACAUCGACUCUUUCACCGAAGACAAGCUGGGAAGCGCUGAUCUUAUUGAGGAAGUCCAAAGCAGCGGAUCCAGAAUCGUCAAGGUCACGGGAACCAAGAGUGCAGGCAAGACCGUCAGCAUUGUAUGCAGAGGUGCCAAUUCUCUUAUCCUGGACGAGGCCGAGCGCAGUUUGCACGAUGCCCUUUGCGUCAUCCGAUGCUUGGUCAAGAAGAAAGCGUUAAUUGCUGGUGGUGGAGCUGCCGAGAUUGAGAUUGCUUCGCAAUUGGCGAGACAAUCACGGGCUUUGAAGGGUACCGAGGCGAUUUGCUGGAAGGCAUUUGCUGAUGCCAUGGAAGUCAUCCCCACGACCCUUGCCGAGAACGCUGGAUUGAACAGUAUUAAGGUUGUCACGGAGCUGAGAUACAAGCACGAGAACGGCGAGAAGAAUGCUGGUGUUAGCAUCAAGACUGGUGGCGUGAAGAUUGACAUUGCCGAUGAGAACGUAUUGCAGCCUCUGUUGGUCAGCACGAGUGCGGUGGAGUUAGCGGCCGAGACGGUGAAGAUGAUUCUAAGAAUUGAUGAUAUUGCCUUGUCGAGGUAG
Messenger RNA from Drepanopeziza brunnea f. sp. 'multigermtubi' MB_m1, 1599 nucleotides. RefSeq lists its product as uncharacterized. Gene Ontology annotation, biological process: protein folding. NCBI's taxonomy places the organism in Eukaryota, Fungi, Ascomycota, Leotiomycetes, Helotiales, Drepanopezizaceae. Gene Ontology annotation, cellular component: chaperonin-containing T-complex. Gene Ontology annotation, molecular function: ATP-dependent protein folding chaperone; ATP hydrolysis activity; ATP binding. The record is from RefSeq and is a predicted model, not a curated record.